AGGUCAUGAGUUUAGACUCAAUACUUGCUGACUCUAAUUAGCCACUGAUUUCAAAAACUGGCACAAAAAAAAAACGUUUCUUCUUCAAAGUUUCCACCUGAAACAGAAGUUGGGUGUUUCCAAGGUGGCUACACAUCGGACCAGUUAAACCAGAUGUUAUUCUGUCACAGGUCUGUAGGACUGUGUACUGAUCCGGCUGCUAUAAACUGGACUGUGUGACCAAUGUCAGCACUGGUUUCCUCUUCACUGCUCAGAUCAUGGGCAAACAGACUCGCUUUCGUGGAUGGACUUAAACGCACCACGUCACUGACAUCAUGCAGCUCUACUUUGAUCUUGUCCCGGUCACUGCAUGUGGACAGUCCUCCUCACAAACCCUCUCUGACCUGCAGCUACGUCCACGGCACCUCCACCGUCUCUCUGCUCUCCCAGACCGUGGCUCAGAGCCUGGACAGCACAGUGCAGCGCUGGCCGGACCGUGAAGCUGUCGUCUUCCUGCAGGACGGCAUCCGGAAAACCUUUGCACAGUUUCAGCAAGAUGUAGACCAGGCAGCUGCAGGACUCCUUGCUCUGGGCCUGAAGCGAGGCGACCGACUGGGAGUUUGGGGACCCAACAUUUACGAGUGGAUCCUUUUCCAGUUUGCUUCAGCCAAGGCUGGGAUUAUACUGGUUGCCUUGAACCCAGCCUAUCAGGUGAAGGAAGUGGAGUUUACGUUAAAAAAGGUCCAGUGUAAGGCAGUGGUCUGUCCUACUCACUUUAAAAGCCAGAUGUUCUGUGAGAUGCUGAGGGAGAUCUGCCCAGAGAUUGAUGAGGCACCAGCUGGUAUGAUCCAAAGCUCCAGGCUGCCAGACUUGCGUAUGGUGAUCGUGACAGACAGCAGACAGCCAGGGAUGCUGCAUGUGGAGGAUGUGAUGCAAGCAGGAGAGAGUCGACACCACAAAGAGCUGAUGGAGCUACAGAAGAUGCUGUCCUUCGAUGACCCCAUCAAUAUUCAGUUCACAUCGGGAACUACAGGGAGCCCAAAGGGAACGGUUCUUUCCCAUCACAAUAUUGUCAAUAAUGCCUACUUUACUGGUCUUCGAGUGGGUUAUGCAUCAAGACCCCGGGUGCGAGUGUGCGUCCCUGUGCCGAUGUACCACUGCUUUGGCUCAGUGUUUGGAGGGAUUUGCAUGGCAGUGCAGGGUGUUACGCUCGUCUUUCCUAGUUCUGGCUACAACAUCAAUGCUAAUUUGGAGGCCAUUCACAGUGAAAAGUGCAACUUCGUCUACGGCACUCCCACAAUGUUCAUCGACUUGCUUAGCCAACCAGAUUUACACAAGUAUGACCUGUCAUCAGUUGAAUCUGGGAUCAUGGCAGGGUCUUCGUGUCCACCUGAGAUUGUUAGAAAACUGAUAACAGACAUGAACAUGACAGAGAUAGUCAUAGGUUAUGGAACCACAGAGAAUAUACUUACAUUUCUGGGGUUUCCACAAGACAACGAUGAACUGAAGAUAAACUCGACUGGAUGCAUCAUGAGCCACACUGAGGCAAAAGUGGUGGACCCCACUACUGGGGUGGUUGUUCCUCUGGGAGAAUCAGGAGAGAUUAUGAUCAGAGGCCCCUGUGUCAUGCACGGGUACUGGGACGAUCCAGAAAAAACCAGAGAGGUCAUUUCGCAAGAUCGCUGGUACAGGACUGGGGACACAGCCAGCCUAAACAGUCUGGGAUACUGCAGAAUUGAUGGACGUAUGAAAGACAUGAUCAUCCGUGGAGGGGAGAACAUCUAUCCUGCUGAGAUAGAGCAGUUUCUUUACACGCAUCCCAGAGUGCAGGAGGUGCAGGUGGUUGGGGUGAAAGAUGAGAGGCUGGGUGAGCAGGUGUGUGCCUGCAUCAGGCUGAAGGAGGGUCAGCGCUGCGGUGCAGAGGAGAUUAGAGCGUUCUGCAAAGGACAGAUUUCUCGUUUCAAAAUCCCACAUUAUGUGAUGUUUGUGGACAGCUACCCCCUCACUGUCUCUGGAAAGAUCAAGAAAAAUGUACUAAAGCAGGAUAUGGAGAAGGCACUGGGCCUUUAACAUGAAGGACACUGAGUGAAGCACCAGGAGAUGAAAUGGGGCUAUAAUUCAAAUUUGCUGUCUAAAUGAUAAUAAAAUAAUUUGAACCUAA
Messenger RNA from Solea solea (common sole), 2140 nucleotides. RefSeq names its product medium-chain acyl-CoA ligase ACSF2, mitochondrial-like. Gene Ontology annotation, biological process: fatty acid metabolic process. Gene Ontology annotation, molecular function: medium-chain fatty acid-CoA ligase activity. The record is from RefSeq and is a predicted model, not a curated record. The transcript is spliced from 16 exons. The coding region runs from base 223 to 2049 and encodes 608 amino acids. NCBI's taxonomy places the organism in Eukaryota, Metazoa, Chordata, Actinopteri, Pleuronectiformes, Soleidae.